GUUUCCGGUUUACACCCUACAUCAUGUUUGGGACACACACCAUUUCCUGAAUCCAAAACAAAGGUGCUAUCAGGGACUACAAGUAGUAGGCAAUGUUGUGGUAUAUCUGAUGGUGAUGCUCCAGGUAACUCUAAGUCGACAGUGGUGUAGCCAUGAUAUGGUAGGUUCUCUCCAUCAGCACAUUCGAUGAAAGGAUUCGCUGACGGUGCUCACUGUGGAACCUGUGUCUAAUAGUGCUGUAGUUUGGAUACCAUUUAUCUUGACAGUGACUUCAUUGGGUUUGCCUAGUAGUUGAUCAGUGACAUCUCGUGUUGACUGUUGCUGUUGGUAUGCACAUGUUCUAUCCUCAGCGUUGAUCUUCUAGAAGUUGUAAGCUUGUCGUGAAUGGUCUAGUCGUACACGGUAACAAAUGGCUAUGUGGUUAAGUCCUCCGCAUUGAUAACAUACGAUAGGAUAUCUUAGUGAUGGAAUAGGAGUGGGAGCAGAAAAAAAUCAUGGAUAAACAAGAAGACGAAAAAGAUAACCUCACAAGGGUCGGAUUAGCUGUGUUAGAUGAGAUACAGGAUGCUGUGCGAAGUGUGAUUGAUUCAAAUAUUCCGAGCUCUUUAGAAGAUAUAUUCAAUAAUUAUCAGCAUAGAUUUUACCAUCAUUUUUCAAAGAAAUGUCAUUCUAAAUGUGACAUUAAUAGCCCACUUUUUAGAAAUAGAAUUAUUCUUACGAAAUCUCAAAUGGAAAUUGUGUAUGAAAAAUCAAAAAUACAUUCAGAAAAAAAUCUCAGUUUUUGCUGCUCAACUGCCAUUCCUGGAAUUGAAUCAAAGAAGUUUGACUUGUCGUUUUUAAACGCGUUUUUAACUAUUUUUUCUGAAAUCAUUUAUUGGCCAAGUUGCCUGUCCAAUCAAAGCAAGUCCUUGCAAGAUUUAUUAGAUGAUAACAAGCAUAAGCUGUAUCAUUUCUAUGACAAAAAACCUUGCUGUUACUGCUCACCAGGCAAUCAACCGAGUACCGAUGACUUUAAAAUCACCGAACAGGAAUUUGAGAAUUUAUUUGGUAAGCAAGGAUCAGUUUCAUGUAAAAACACAGGCUCUAUUGGUGAUUGCAUUUGUCAAUUUUCGGCAAACAACUUAAGAGAAGACUCGCUAGGUGAUUGGUUGACUUAUAUGGUUCUCCGAAGCUGUUGUUCGUUGAAACAAUGCAUAGAGUCAUUGGUGAAAGUCCGAAAUAAAUUUCUUGGCCAUUCUCGUAAUAGUAAGAUGUCCAAAGAUGAAUAUAAAAAAACAUGGAAAAUUAUUCAGGAAAAGGUUCCUGAGUUGUUAAAUCAUGGUAUAUUCGACAAAAAGAAGAGAGAAGAAGCUGUUCAAGAAUUUACCCAAAGGUUGAAGGACUUGAAAGUCAAACCACUUACAGAGGAAUUAUACAGACAAGUAAUGACAAAUUUGCUACAACAGAAUGAGAUUAUACAGGAUAUGAAAGAGCUGUCAGAAAACGUGGAAGCAGGGUUUCAAAAUUUUCAGUCUGUCGCAGAAAACACACAAGUUGGGGUUUUGAACCUUCAGUCAGUCGCAAAAAACACACAAGCUGGGGUUUUGAAUCUCCAGUCUGUCACAGAAAACACACAAACUAGGGUUUUGAAUCUUCAGUCAGUCGCAGAAAACACACAAGCUGGGGUUUCGAAUCUUCAGUCAUUGCCAGAUCGUGUGGAUGGAAUUGAAAAAACCUUGAUUGAACUCAAUAUCUUAGUACGUGAUCGAAAUAUAAAGUCGGAUUUAGAUACUGAUACAGCACCAUUUUCGACAAUAGACGAACCCGGGAGUCAAGAUCAAAAUACAAAUUCGGACUUAGAUGCUGAUGCAGAGCCGUAUUUGAUAGAAAGCGAACCCCGGAGUCAAGGUGCAGAAGCUGCCGAUAGAAGAGAUGAAAGAUCAGUUGAACUUAAAGAGCAAUCUAAUAAUAUAACUGGUGCUACAGGAUCUGAAAAGACAUUUAGACAAGAUGGAUAUGCAUACGAUAUAUUAGUUCUGCAUUCAGAACAUGAUGAAGAGCAUGUUGAUGUAAUGAUGAAAAUGAUAAAAGAAAAGGUAGCUCUGCCUGAUAUAAAGAUUGCCUCUGUUGGGGAAGAUAUACCCCCAGGAGCAAAUGUAUUUGAAGCAUUCCAUGACCUGAUGGACGCUAGCUGCUCUUUGUUGCUUUUUAUCACUCCACAUUUUUAUACUGACUGCUUGAGCAAAUUUAGAUUGCAAACUCAAUUAGCCCAUAAAAUGGAAGACGAACCAUGCGUAAUCCCUGUUCUAUUUGGGGAGGAGAAAAUAAGAAAGGAUCUGAGGGACAUCGGACAUAUCCAGUCACUUAUAUUUUUUAAAGAAAAAGAUGGCGAUAAAUAUAAAUCGUUUAUUCGAAAAAUUACUCGCGCAAUACAACAAUAUAGAACGAAAGGAAAUAAGUAAGGGUGAAUAAGUAAACAAAUCAAGAUCAUAUGACUUCAGACAAUGAUGUUCCAAAACAUAGGUUAUGUCAAAGCUACUACAACUACUUUCAUAGUUCUAACUCACUACAUUUGUUGCUGGAUAGUCGAGUAAUUUGUUGACAGAUAAAUGCGCAUUACUACAACCAGUGAUAACCACUACCAAAGGAAGGGUUUGAAACAAUUUAGUCUGGGAUCCUGACACAAUAUUCUUUAUACCGUAAGCGGACUUCUUUGUCGAAUAUAUUUACUAUUAUGUAUUUCAAAAUUGAUAUCCUGGAAAAAUUUUCAGAAGGAUUUUUGAAUAACUAAUUUGUAUUCAUUAUAUUAUUAAUAUCAUCAUUAUUUUUGAGAAUACAUUUUGAAACAUAUCACGCAAACAGGCCUAAAGAACUGAUAUUUUUGUUGAGUACUUUAAAUUCGUAGUUUACCUUUUCACAAAAAAUUUAUUAGGGGAUCUUGUUGCCCUAUCUUAGUUUUCUAUUUGUUUUAUGGACUGUUGCCCCAACGCUCCUUGGUAAAUUCCUAUUUUUGUCGAGCCUGCAAAAUUUAUGUCACGCGGAAGCGGUACAUAGUGAUCCUGGAUUAUGUCGUCGUCAUCGUUAACAUUUAGGUUAAGUCUGUGGUGAAAGAUUUUUUUUAGACAUCAAUAACAUUGUCAAACGUUCGUUGAAUUUUAUGAAAUUCUGACAGAAACUUUCUUGUAACAAAAAAUCAGUAAACAGAGUAAAAUUUUGAAAAUGUUGUUUUUCAUUUUUCCGUAUUUUAUUGAUAGUUGUGCCUGGUUUUCUACAGUUAAAAUUUACAAACAGUCUAAGGUUAAAGUUUUUCAGUCAUCAAUAACUUUGUCAAACCUUCGUGGAAUUUUACGUUAAUUGAACCGGUGCUUUUUAUGAUCAAAAGACAUAUAUUUUUUUUUCUUCAUUUUCCGUAUUGUACUGAUUAAUGGACUUUUUUUGUACUUUACAUGUAGAUAUGUGAGCCAAAAUUUGUUCCUGUGAAAAAAGUUCCAGUGGAAAUAUGUUCUGGGAGAACUUUUUUCACAGGUAAUUUCUAUAUAAUUUGUUCCAACUCUAUAAAAUAAGUUCCACACUUUACCUGGUGAAAUAAGUACCGGGUUGGUGAAAUUUGUUCCUUACCUAGUGAAAUAAGUUCCAGGUUUAUGAGAUUUGUUCCUUACCUGGUGAAAUAAGUUCUGAGUUUGUGAGAUUUGUUCCUCACCUGGUGAAAUAAGUUCCUUGUCUGUGAAAUAUGUUCCACUGGUUAAACAAGUUAUCUUAUAUACUGAGCAUUUGUCAUCAGUGAGUUUAAAGUUAUCAUUCAAGUGCAUUAUAAAAAUAAGUAUUAUAUUAAUAAUAUAAUAGAUAAAAAGUGUAAAUCAUCCAGUUUGGAUCCUUUGGAGUAUAGCAAAUGUUUAAUUAUAUACUCUGUAAAAAAUAUCUAAAUGACACUUUUGAACAAGAAAAGAUUAGAAUAAGAAAAAUCAUUCAGAAAAAAAGUAUAGUUUAAGAGGAACAUAUGUACUAAUUUGAAAAGGACAAAGUGACUUGAUCAUUUAUAAAAAUCAAAAGACAGGUAGAAAAAAAAAGACACACUCUUUUGAAACUGUGCCAUAUCCUAAGUACAUGUAUGACUAGAACACUGGGCCAUGACAGUUAACAGGAACCAAGGAGGAAUACCGCAUAAAACAUAAAUACAAAUUAUGAUACAUUACCAUCGCUUUUAUUUCUUAUCUUCAUCCUAUAGUUACAGUCAUGCCUUCAAUUGCAAAUGUAUCCCAUGCAAGUGCACUCAGUAUAGCAUUUAGCUUGCAUUAUAAUAUAAGUGUAACAAGAAAAUGUUUCGGUGUGCAAUGAUGAUUGAGCGGAACUUAUUCAUUAGUUUCUAUGAAAUAUUUACAUGUUCGUUUAAAACUAAUGUCACAGGAACUUAUUUAAAACUUUUUAAUAUUAAUUGAAACAAAAUUCAUGGAGCUAUGAUUUUAGAUCCGGAACUUAUUUCACAUUUGGCCAAAAAAUUAGUUCCGGAACAAAUUUUACAGUGCUGGAACAUAUUUUCUGUGAUAUAAAUUCCGGUGGAACAUAUUUCCUAUGCAAUUUGUUCCGGCGGAACAAAUGUCACGCCGGAACAAAUUUUUUGUUACAGAUACAGUCUAGUGUUAAAUAAACUCAUCAUAGAUACCAGGAUUAAAAUUUUGUACGCCGUACGCGCGUUUUGUAUACAAAAGACUCCUCAGUGAUGCUCGAAUAAAAAAAGUUAAAAGUUUGUGAGAAAUCAAUUACUUUGUCAAACUUUCGUAGAAUUUUAUGAAACUUUGGCAAAAGCUUUUUUUUUAUAAUUAAGUGAUAAUGUCUGAAGCACUUUUUUAAAAUAAAUAUUCUUUUUCAUAUUUAAGAAGGUUUACUGAUAGGUGGACUUUGGUAUUUUACAGAUAACAUUUACUGACAGUCUGUGAUUAUUUUUUUUUGACAUGAUAAAUUUGUAAACCUUCUCUGAUUGUUAUGAAACUCGGACAGCAGCUAAUCUUCAAGAUCGAGAAAUAGCAUCUGAAUAAAAAAGUUUGAAAUCUGUAUUUUACUUAUAAAUGGACUUACUUUUUACAUUCAACACUACGUUGUUGCACUGACAGCAGCAAUAGCAGGCGAGACACAGGGUUCUACGAAACCCUUUACAAUUUUCUACAAAAGAGAUAAAUUCCAUUUCAUCUGAAUUUCUAGAACAAUGGGUUAAAUUUUAAAAAUCAUUGCUUUCAAAUCGUUUGACUAAAAUUUACAAAGAAGUGCGUGUGCAUUGUAUUUUUUAAAGUAUCUCUCCUAAUUCCUUGUGUCCUUGUGGAAUGGUUUUUAUAUUUGCUAAUGUAUGUUAUUUGUAAAUUAUUUAAUCAAUAGCAUUAUUUUCCAUAAUAAAUCUUACUUCAACACAUGUAAUGAGAAUAAAAAUGGCUAAUUA
This is a messenger RNA of Mytilus californianus (California mussel), 5407 nucleotides long. RefSeq lists its product as uncharacterized. The record is from RefSeq and is a predicted model, not a curated record. Bases 495 to 2441 code for a protein of 648 amino acids. Gene Ontology annotation, biological process: signal transduction. Lineage: Eukaryota; Metazoa; Mollusca; Bivalvia; Mytilida; Mytilidae. The transcript has 8 exons.